Molecule: messenger RNA, 4434 nt
Organism: Cyclospora cayetanensis
Lineage: Eukaryota; Apicomplexa; Conoidasida; Eucoccidiorida; Eimeriidae
Exons: 9
Coding region: 1-4434 (1477 amino acids)
Molecular function (GO): protein binding
Source: RefSeq, a predicted model, not a curated record
AUGGGGUUUCGAAGCCCAUAUGAAGGCGCGGGGGAACCGCGCUUGUUUGAGGUGUACGGCAGCAGUACACGACUGGCGUUCAGUCGUUAUUUUGUCGUGUCGCAUGUAGACGGCUUCCUCUACGUGUUGGACAAGUAUUUCUGCAUAUAUCGCCUUGUUCCGGCACGAGCUGAUUGCCAUGGAGUAGCGUCUUCUCUGCGGAACCAUUCUGCACCUGUCGACUCCCCUGGACGAGGUGGUGGGUGGGAAGCAAAUCAAGCUCGGGGACCAGGGGAUGGCAGGUCCUUUAUUUCAGAACACAGGCAUGCGGUGGAGUCGGGGCAUGUCUUUUCGGCGGAAGAUGACCAAGCAGAUGGGGGCAAGCUCCUGGUCCAGGUGCAGAUUGCUGAUGUAUUCUCGGCGUUGUUUGUUACCGACAAACCGAUCUUCUCCCAGCUGCUGACGGGAAGCAACCAGUACGACCAGCGGCAGCUGCAGGGGCUGCGCCAGAAAAGUUUACUGCUGAGCAACCGGCAAGAUGGUUGCUUGUACCUCUUCCUCAAAAAGUUCCUGAUCCGCGUCUCGCUGAAUGGAUCUGUCACCGUUGUAGGCAAUCUACUUCAGCUAGCCUUGUCUGCCGCAGCCAGAGUCCGUGCAAAUGGAGUUUCCGGUGCGGUUCCCAAUGGGACGUGCACAGGGUCGCAUCAGCCCCAAAAUGAGGUGGAUGCUGAAGCCUUCCCGAGCAACAAAUCCCUUUCUCCUACCUCUCAACUGUCGAGCCUUCACCAGCUGUGCAGGGAGUUGGGGUAUAGAGACGCUUUUCUGAGUGAUCUUGAACAAAACGCACCACAUUCCGACUGCGGGACGGGAGUCCAAGAAGAUAUUUUAGGAGCGUCACUGCCGGCGGAGUCUGUUGCGUCAGCUUCAUCUAGAGGCCUUACCUGGCAAGGCAUGAGGCCACUGCAACCGAGAGUGCAGUCUGUGGGCCGAACUAGGUCUAGUGCAAUCAGUUUGCUCGUAUCGGAGCGCCUGGAGGAUUUUCUCACUUGCCGAGGGGAAAACUGGGAAGUCAACAAUUGUUGCAUUGACGGUGAAGGCCAUUGCUUCUUCACCAUUACCCGUGAGAAGUUCUCGUCUCCUUUCGAAGAAAGAGGGAUGAUUUUCUGUUUGGAUACCAAAGGCACCGUAGUCCGCGCGAGGGUACUGCGUUUUGGCCGAGGUGUCUCUGACGACGUAGUUAUGGGCCUCUCUCUAACAGCACACCCUAGCUGUGGAUGCAUUCUCAUGAUUGCGAAGAGUGCUGCCUCAGUGCGUGAAAGCACACUUAGUCCUGCUGUCGCUCCUCUUGUUUCAUCGGCUGUAGCAUCGAACAUACCUUGCCACAGUGCCACUGAAGCGGGCAACGCGGGAGAACCCCCACCUGCAGACAGUGCAGGCCUGGAUGGCAGAGGUGACUCUGCCGAUAUGGAGGAAGGAGGGGUAAUAGCCGAAGAGGAGGUGGGCAUGGCAGGCAUACAGCUGACUGAUGACUCCCUGGCAGCUGCAAAUCCCGCUCUGCGCGGGCAGGGAACGCCAGACUUACGUCGUCGCCACAAUGAAAGUUUGCAGUCCCCGAUGCGCGAUCAAAAUCCUAGUGGCGUGGCCCAUUCCGAUACAAAUGGUGACAUUGAUGGCGGUGAGCAUAAGGGUGUCAGAAAUCACCUAUGCUCGCUUUCGUUUAGAGAGUUAGUGCAUCCCGGUGCUCUUUCACUAAGGUCUACUAGGGAGGUUACUGCUAGAAGCGGUGCGAUUUCAUCAAGCGACUUCCCCGUGUCCGUGGGGGGAGCCGCUGCUACACAAUCCAGCAGCACGCAACACACGUCUGGAGAAGCGGAAGCAUCGAAAGGGUUAGGAGAACACACGACGUGGUGGUUCUGCCCUUGCGACGAGGAUCCGACGUUUUAUUUCCCCGUUGCGGAGUGCAUUCAUGACGAAGCAAUCCACGAGGCAGCACAGUCCAUUUGCCGUCAGUACCGUGGGAGUCCGAGCAGCAGCGUUUGUAAGGCCCAUUUUGAAGAUACAACCGGAGCUGCGGUCCGGGAAGCAAAAGCAGCCGCGAGAGCAGCCUACACCGCAGAACGCAUGAUACUGCACAGCGUGGGCGCGUUAGCACGAAACGAAGACGAGUCUGGACUCGUCGUGAAUGCGACACGACUCGCCUGCAACGCAUCGAAGGGGCACACACACACGGAUGCCGACUUGCAUUCCGUGGCCCUUAAGACGCUCGGGGAUGCAGUUCUGGCCGCAGCCCGUGCCGAGUCUGUAGCCUGUAGUGGAUUUAUUUUGUGGCAACCGGGCGUGAAAGUGCGCCGGCCAAAAACAGGAGAAGAAGCUAUCAACUUUGGCUCUGCAAUACUUAUCCGUUCACGCACCACAAUCGGUCAAAAAGUAGCCUGCAAAGAUCUCAGAGGCCGUGAGCUGUCGGCCUGUGUGCCCCAUCGAGCGUUGGAGUCGAUCUCAGGCGAGCCUAUAGCAGUUAUUAGCCAGGACGCUCGCCAUCUGGAAGUUCGCGACGCCAUUAUGUCGCCGUUGGGGCUGGUUGUCGUCCCUGCAGAGGCUGCCAACCGGAUAGUCAAGCAAAGCUCUAACAGUUCUUCUGGCCGGUUGACAAGCCGCAACACGGUUUCGCUCACCUCGUUCUUGGCAUCCUUUGUCGUUGGUAACCCUACUGGCUUUACUGAGCGGGGUGCUCCCGACAGAGAAGAAAAUGAGGGUGGUAGUUCCGCAGCUUCCGCCGGGCAAGGUAGUCGCAGAGAGGAAAGCAGGCAGUCCGCUGCCGAUAUGCUCGUUUCCGAUGUCUCUACAGCUGCUACACCCGGCAUAGGGGCGUCUGUAAAUGCAGCAACGGCAGAAACCAACUCCCAUAGAGCCAUACCGGCAGUAAACAUUGUCUUCCUCAUGGACACGCUGCGUGUGUGUAGAUUUGCGGAAACACGACCAGCUACCAGUGCAAGUCCCUUGCGGAGUCACCAGCGCGAUGGUAGAACGGGGGCUCUCCAGGCAGGACGCGACUUGCACUUGUUGGGAUUUGCAGGGAUAGCCACGACUGGAGACACCACAGGUUUCCCACUCGGAAAUCCUGACAACGGCUGUACACAAGGGACAGGCAUUGCCCAUGAAACUGCUAGCGUCGGAGGCGGUCAUGGCACUGAGAAGUGCUCCCAGUCUUUGUUUAAAUCUGAAGAAGACAUGGAGUGUUCAUGUAAAACAGCUACUGCGUGCUUAAGUGCCUCCCACACUCCAGUGUUGCACUCUCAAUUUGCUGAUGUGGUGCUGCUGUGCGCCAAUGGAGUUGAGCUACUUUCUCACCGAGCACUGCUGGCGGCACGCUGCUCAUUUUUCGAGGCCAAGCUAACACGGCCUCACUGGGAGGGACGCGGGGUUGAAAAGGUUGUGAUUGACCUACGCGACUUUCCCGGUUCAGUCGUUCAGGCGACUGUAAAUUACUUCGAGGUGGGAUACUUUGUCAUCCCUGCCUCGUGUUGCUGCCAUGUGUGUUGUGUAGAAGAACAGCGAAGAAGUGGCGGUGAACAGUUCCACUUCCCCAUUCAAAGAGGGCUCCCUCCGUACGAGUCUCACUGCUGUUGCCAAGUGGAUUGGGUUCUGCAAGCAUACACCUUUGCAGCGUAUUGCCUCCUUCAAGACCUACAGGCUGAUCUAAUCUGUGUCCUGGCCCGUCUGAUUUCCCAGCGAACAUGCCUAUAUGUGCUAACGCACCCAGCAGUGCGAAACAAACAGCAGAUUCUGCAGCUGGCUGCCCACCAAUUAGUCCACCAUAUGCCAAUGCCAAGCCUCCUUCUCGAGGGAGGUACCUGGCCAACAGUGGACUCGCAGAAUCAUUCAGUUGGUAGCGACUCGUCACAACCAGAAGAUCAGGCCCACUCAAUGAAAGAUGCUGAACUUCGAGAGCCGGAACGGAAGCCGCUUUUGCCGAUGCUGCUCAAUGAGGGUCUCUAUGAAGCAACGACCACUGCACUUUGUGCCUGGGUUCUUGGGUCAGGGAAAAACGCGUUGCUGCUGUCGAAGCUACAGCUCAUUCGCUGUGGAGACACAUCGUCUACUCCGCGUAAACGUCUUCUGCUGGUAUUGCUCGCCCUUAGACUUGCGCAGGAGAGCAUAUUAGCACCUUUUCCCUAUUCUCCGUCAAGAUUGUUCGGGGAUUCAUCACAUUCACCUCGCGGGGCAUCAAGGAGCCUGUCAAGUUGGGAGUGCAGCCAUUCGGGGACAAAUCAGAGCGUAUUGCUACCGCCGAUGUCAGAAAAUACAUGUCUCGUUGUCCCCUUGCGUGAAUCACGAGAAAAAACGCGGUGCUUCUUGUUCAGAGAUAUCGUGUUCCUGUGGGCAAAAUUAUUGCAAGUCCCUGAAGCGGACGCGAAAGCUGUGGCUCAGGCAGUGGAUGAUUCAUGCCUUCCAUAA